This is a messenger RNA of Mya arenaria, 1269 nucleotides long. RefSeq lists its product as uncharacterized. The record is from RefSeq and is a predicted model, not a curated record. Bases 1 to 1269 code for a protein of 422 amino acids. NCBI's taxonomy places the organism in Eukaryota, Metazoa, Mollusca, Bivalvia, Myida, Myidae. The transcript has 2 exons.
AUGAAGAAUUUAACCAUAGAUGGGACCACUGGAUCCAUACAUCAUUGGAACCAUCCAGUGGAACCAUACAGUGGAUCCAUACAGCACUGGAUCCAUACAGCAUUGGAUCCAUACAGCAUUGGAUCCAUACAGUGGAUCCAUACAGCACUGGAACCAUACAGCAUUGGAUCCAUACAGCAUUGGAACCAUACAGUGGAUCCAUACAACACUGGAACCAUACGGCACUGGAACCAUACGGCACUGGAACGAUACAGUGGAUCCAUACAGCACUGGAACCAUAGAGUGGAUCCAUACAGCACUGGAAUUAUACAGUGGAUCCAUACAGCACUGGAUCCAUACAGUGGAUCCAUACAGCACUGGAAUUAUACAGUGGAUCCAUACAGCACUGGAUCCAUACAGUGGAUCCAUACAGCACUGGAACCAUACAGUGGAUCCAUACAGCACUGGAAUUAUACAGUGGAUCCAUACAGCACUGGAUCCAUACAGUGGAUCCAUACAGCACUGGAAUUAUACAGUGGAUCCAUACAGCACUGGAUCCAUACAGUGGAUCCAUACAGCACUGGAACCAUACAGUGGAUCCAUACAGCACUGGAACCAUACAGUGGAUCCAUACAGCACUGGAAUUAUACAGUGGAUCCAUACAGCACUGGAUCCAUACAGUGGAUCCAUACAGCAUUGAAUCCAUACAGUGGAUCUAUACAGCACUGGAUCCAUACAACACUGGAACCAUACGGCACUGGAACCAUACAGUGGAUCCAUACAACACUGGAACCAUACAGUGGAUCCAUACAUCACUGGAUCCAUACAGUGGAUCCAUACAACACUGGAUCCAUACAACACUGGAACCAUACGGCACAGAAACCAUACAGUGGAUCCAUACAACACUGGAACCAUACAGUGGAUCCAUACAGCACUGGAUCCAUACAGUGGAUCCAUACAGCAUUGGAUCCAUACAGUAAAAUCCAUACAGCAUUGGAUCCAUACAGUGGAUCCAUACAACACUGGAACCAUACAGCACUGGAACCAUACAGUGGAUCCAUACAGUGUAUCCAUACAGCACUGGAUCCAUACAGUGGAUCCAUACAGCACUGGAACCAUACAGUGGAUCCAUACAGCACUGGAUCCAUACAGUGGAUCCAUACAGCACUGGAAUUAUACAGUGGAUCCAUACAGCACUGGAUCCAUACAGUGGAUCCAUACAGCAUUGGAUCCAUACAGUGGAUCUAUACAGCACUGGAACCAUACAGCACUGGAACCAUACGGCACUGA